AUGAAAAAUCCAGAAGCCUUCACCGGAUUCACUCCCAAGCUCCAACUCACAGUCGAAAUGAAGUUCUUCACUGCCGCCCUCGCUGUACUCGCCGCUGUCGUUGUCGCAAGCCCCACUCCAGAGGCUCCCGCGUCGUUCAUCAUGACCGACGCCGAGUUCGACACUGGCUCGCCACCACCGACGCAGAAAUCACCUACGGUCACCUACUGCAGCCAGCGCGUGUUCAACGUCUGCGGUGGCGCUUGCACGGUGUACAACGGGGGUGCGACAUGUCUUAACGCACCCAACACCAACUGCCUUGCGGCCACGAACAACGUCGGGUUCUGCGACCGUGCUGGGUGCGGCGGUAGCUGCAACCAGCUUUCGACCUGUGGGACGCGUCUUGAUGGAGGGUUCUGCUACACCCCUGGCACUCGCUCCAUCCUCGUCGGAAAUUUCUAA
Messenger RNA from Cyclocybe aegerita, 441 nucleotides. Lineage: Eukaryota; Fungi; Basidiomycota; Agaricomycetes; Agaricales; Hemipholiotaceae. The record is from the annotation of a GenBank genome assembly.